This is a messenger RNA of Fulvia fulva, 330 nucleotides long. RefSeq lists its product as uncharacterized. The transcript has 2 exons. Bases 1 to 330 code for a protein of 109 amino acids. NCBI's taxonomy places the organism in Eukaryota, Fungi, Ascomycota, Dothideomycetes, Mycosphaerellales, Mycosphaerellaceae. The record is from RefSeq and is a predicted model, not a curated record.
AUGCCAGGUGGAAGAACCGGAGGCGGCGGUGGCAGUGGUGUCAAAGGCGCCGUUGCCCGGGUCCGCCAAGCAGUGACAAAGAAGACACAGAACAAGAAGCAGCAGAAGGAGGCAUUGAGGUCUCCCACGACGCCUCAUCCAAAGGUCCAAGAGCGCCAGGCGAAGAAGGAAGCUGCCAAGGUCAAGAAGGACACUCGCAAGGCUGAGGUUGCCGAGGAAUCGGCCUUGAAGGGCGACACUCCUAGCUGGGUCGCGCCACGUGAACUUGAGAGGAGGAAGGUCCAGGCUCGCGAGGCUGAGAGGGCGGAGAAGGAGGAUCGUUUCACUUAG